This is a messenger RNA of Apodemus sylvaticus (European woodmouse), 9263 nucleotides long. Its product is annotated as protein DDI1 homolog 2. Gene Ontology annotation, molecular function: protein binding; aspartic-type endopeptidase activity. The coding region runs from base 232 to 3165 and encodes 977 amino acids. Gene Ontology annotation, biological process: proteolysis. The transcript has 9 exons. NCBI's taxonomy places the organism in Eukaryota, Metazoa, Chordata, Mammalia, Rodentia, Muridae. The record is from RefSeq and is a predicted model, not a curated record.
GGAGGCAGGCCGGCAGGCAGACGGCCUCGCAGGCGGGUGGCGGCGGCCGCGCUGGCUGCUGAGGGCGGGAGCGAGUGAGUCACUGCGCGCGUGUGAGGGAGGGAAGGAGCGAGCGAGCGAGCAGCCCGCGCCCGCCGCCCUCCCGCAGCUCCCGCCAGGCCCCCCAGCCGCCGGCUGCCCUCCCGCCCAGCUCCCAGGCCGGGCCGAGCCGAGCCGGGUCGGGCCCGGGCCAUGCUGCUCACCGUGUACUGUGUGCGGAGGGACCUCUCCGAGGUGACCUUUUCCCUCCAGGUCGACGCCGACUUCGAGCUGCACAACUUCCGCGCGCUGUGCGAGCUCGAGUCCGGCAUCCCCGCCGCUGAGAGCCAGAUUGUCUACGCAGAGAGACCUCUCACCGACAACCACAGGUCGCUGGCGUCUUAUGGUUUAAAAGAUGGCGAUGUUGUGAUUCUACGACAGAAGGAGAAUGCAGACCCUCGCCCUGCAGUGCAGUUCUCAAACUUACCCCGGAUUGACUUCAGUAGCAUAGCUGUGCCUGGCACGUCAAACCCCCAACAGCGCCAGCCGCCCAGAACACAGGCUCAGCACUCAUCUCCUGGGGAAAUAGCAUCGUCUCCUCAAGGCUUAGACAACCCAGCCCUGCUGCGGGACAUGCUGCUGGCCAACCCGCACGAGUUGUCCUUGCUGAAGGAGCGGAACCCACCGUUGGCAGAAGCUCUGCUCAGUGGAGAUCUCGAGAAAUUCACUAGGGUCUUGGUGGAGCAGCAGCAGGAUCGAGCCCGGAGAGAACAAGAACGGAUUCGUCUGUUUUCUGCUGACCCCUUUGAUCUCGAGGCUCAGGCAAAGAUAGAAGAAGAUAUAAGGCAGCAGAACAUCGAGGAGAACAUGACAAUAGCUAUGGAGGAGGCCCCGGAGAGCUUCGGCCAGGUCGCCAUGCUCUACAUCAACUGCAGAGUGAACGGGCAUCCUGUGAAGGCCUUCGUCGACUCAGGGGCCCAGAUGACUAUCAUGAGCCAGGCCUGUGCAGAAAGGUGUAACAUAAUGAGACUGGUGGACCGUCGCUGGGCCGGCAUUGCGAAAGGAGUAGGCACCCAGAAGAUUAUUGGAAGGGUGCAUCUAGCUCAGGUUCAGAUUGAAGGCGAUUUUCUGGCAUGUUCUUUCUCGAUUCUGGAAGAACAGCCUAUGGACAUGCUUCUGGGUCUGGACAUGCUUAAACGGCAUCAGUGUUCUAUUGACUUGAAGAAAAAUGUUCUGGUGAUUGGCACCACGGGCUCACAGACCACCUUCCUUCCCGAGGGGGAGCUACCAGAGUGCGCUCGCUUGGCCUAUGGAACCGGGCGAGAGGACAUUCGCCCAGAGGAAAUCGCAGAUCGAGAAUUAGCAGAAGCCAUUCAAAAAUCAGCUGAGGAUGCAGAGAAAAGCAGUAAAGAAUCUACCUCACUGGAAAUGUCAUCAUUGUCGACUUCAGAUGGAUUCAACCAUCCCGCUCCUUCAGGGCAGAGUCCUGAGGUCGGCAGCCCGAGUCUCGCUCGCUCCGUUUCUGCUUCCGUCUGCGCCAUCAAGCCCAGUGACCCCAAUAGCACCGAAUCUCUAGCUAUGGAGGCUACAAAGGCUUCAGCUGAAUUCCAGACAAACUCUAAAAAAACAGACCCUCCUCCUCUGCAGGCUCUUCCUGGUCUUGUUCCCUCAGCAGAACAGAGUCUAGCUACGCCUUUGCAUAAUUCAUCAGAAGAAGCAUCUGUUACAGGGAAUCUGGAGACAUCUGCUGAAAAGAGAACCCAGGGCCUCAGAGUUUAUCUCCACACAAGACAGGGCGCUAGUUUAUCUCUCACAACUACUAGGAUGCAUGAGCCACAGAUAUUUGUGGAAGAAAAGAGUUGGCAUCCAGAAAAUCAGACCCCGAGUCAGGAGAACGGCCUUGAGCAGCACAGAGAAGCAGAGAGCGUGCAGUCUGAGGCUGGACCACAGAGUGUCCCAUGGGAGCAGGCGUGUCUCUGUGACACACAAGACCUUGGGCUUCGUGAACAAGUUGUCAGUUUGGACGCUGUGGUGAAAGGCGAGCUACACAGAGGCACUCAUCUUCCCCGUGCAGAGAAAGGCUGUCCAGCCUCAGGCCGCUACCGCUGCCCAUGCUCAGAAGCCCUGAUGGAAGUGGAUACAGCUGACCAGUCUCUGGUUGCUUUGUGCAGCUCAGCAGGCAGGCAGGAUGCCGUCAUCAAGAGCCCUGCUGUGCCACAUCUCGCUUCAGAUAAUCCCUCAAUGGAAGUGGAGGCACUGCAGUCUGAUCCCUCCUGUGAACGUGUGGAACAUUCCAUCUUGACUCGGGAUUUGCAGCACCCAGAAGAUAAUGUUGAAAUGUCUACAAUGGAUAACAAAGAUGACAGUUCCUCCUCCCCUUUAAGUGGCCAUGGUCAGCCCUCAAUGGAGUCAGCAGAAGAAUUUUGUUCAUCUGUCACAGUGGCCUUGAAAGAACUACAUGAGCUUUUGGUCAUUAGCUGUAAGCCAGCUUCAGAAGAUUCACCUGAGGAUAUUACCUGUCAGUCAGAAAUAGUUGCUGAGAGCCAGACAAGCGUUUCAGACCUUACAGGAAGGAGGGCCCACAGUGAGCAUCUGACCCCUAGUCACCACGACCCACAAAGCUCCUGUCACCAGGCCGCCUCUGAAUCAGAAAAGACAGAAAUCGUAGAAGAUGAAGCAUCCACUAGCUUUGGAGGUCUAGGUGAUGGCUUGUCACCUGGCGGAGAAGGUGUCCCCAGAUCAACAGUCAGGAAGAGCUGUUCUGUCACCAUAACCUCAGCUAAACUGUCUGAGCAGUUGCCCUGCACCUCAGGUGUCCAAGUUUCCCCUGAGCUUGCAGCAGGUGAUGAGGGUACCUGCAGUCAGCCUUCUGAGCAUGUGCAGAAUCCAGGCCCAGACAGGCUGGAGACCAGCAGUGUCUGCCCUGGAGCUGGGUUGCCCUUCAGUGGAUUGAACCAACCUAGCACACAGUCCUUGUCCACCCCCUCUGCCCUUCCACCAUUCAUCUUUCCUGCUGCAGAUGUUGACAGGAUUCUAGGUGCCGGCUUCACUCUGCAGGAAGCCCUCGGGGCUCUGCAUCGAGUUGGGGGGAAUGCAGACCUUGCCCUUCUUGUUUUGUUAGCAAAGAACAUUGUAGUCCCUACAUAAUUGUGGGAAGUGGACUAGGCCACACUUCAUUCCUUUUGAGAAAGCCCUUAUCACACACACACACACACACACACACACACACACACACACACACACACAAAAUAUAUGUGUAGAAAAUCUGCAAGCAAAAUGUUGAGCCAGAUUUUUUUUUCCCCCGGCCAAAGUAAUUUAUGAUCUUUUGUCUGAUGAAUUUGUCUAUUCUACUUGUUAAAAUUUGGGCCUUUUAAAUGUAUUGGCAGUGUGUGCAUACAAAAGCUUUUUAUUCUCAUUAAGAUGAUGUAUUCUGGAAUAAAACGGAUGGUUUUGUGUAUAGCAUACCAUUUUAGAAUGAGUGAGUGCUUUGACAGCAAGAGUCAGAGGAGCCUGCCAUCUGGAGCUAGGACAGAUGAGCGCUCGCUGUGCCUCUGGCUGUGCUGUGUGUAACAGAAGGAUGGAGAGGAUACUAGCUUCUAGAGUUGUAUGUUUUGAGGAGAAGAUAAUAACUUCUAGAGUUGUAUGUUUUGAUUUGUGUGCUCAGGGUUGAUAUUUAAAUAGGGUGAGUGGGAGGUUUUAAACCUUGGGCUGUCUUGUGCAUCAUAGACUGCUGACUGAUUGCCAGAUAUCUUCCUGACCAUGGGUGGGGUUUGGGGAAAUUCACAUUAGAGUGAAACUUGGUGCUACUUGUAUUUAAAAGGGAAGGGAAAAAACAAGAUCAUAAUUCCAUUUGUAAAUGUCAAGGACUGUGAGCUAAAGAUAAUGGCUUAGGCAAACACUGGUGUGUACUAGAGACCAUUGAGGAGUCUCACUGACACCCCGACCCUCACACUGAUCUUGGGCUGACCGCCUGGAGCCUGCUGGCUUCCUAAACUCAUCUGCUAGGAAGUUCUUCCGUGCUCAGUCGGAGCAGAGUGAGACGGAGCGCCAGGAGAGCCUUUGUCCCUCCUCUCAGUGCUUGGCAUGAUGAGUCUGUGAGCGUCCCUUAUGGCAGUGAAAAUACAAUGGAAGUUGUGACAGCAGAGGCCUUGGUACAGUCUUCAUCCCUUUCUUUCCUCAGGAGUUUCCUUCCUAAGCAGGAUCCAUGUUUGUUCAUCAAGUUGAGCUAGGGUGGGGCAGCUGUGUAGCUGUGUUUAUCGUGGCCUUCUUAGUGUGAGCUCUCGCCUUGCAAGUCGCUGACCUGUGGUCCCCACUGUGCAAUAAUCAAAGCUCCGGAGAGCUUUGGAAGCAUCCUUCCCUGGAACGGACACUGUCAUCUUAGGCGUCUGGCGGGAAUCUGGAAUCUUGCUUUUCUUGAAAAGGGUUUUGAGGAUAAUUCCUGGUUCCAGGUUGAGAGUUUGCAGUUUAUUAAAAUGAAAGUGUUAAAAUCAAAUUCUGAACUUAGCAUUAACUGAUUUUUGUCUAAGAGUCACUAUCCAUCUCUCUCUCUCAGCUUGGUUUUAUCCAUCAAAAUUGAAGUCAUUGAGCACAGAUAGUUCGUAUCUCAGGAGUUUUUGAAACUUUAGGGGCACUAACAGAUUUCUGUUCUUUGGUCUAGUUCUUUUUGCCAUGUUGUCUGAGACUCACUUCAGUGACACGGUGGCAAGUCACACCCAGUAUCAUGAUCCUUUCUGGAAUUAGGGAAUGGUUGCUGGCUGGUCUUGUGGUUCCCCGCUCUCCUUCUGGCCCGCAGAACAUCAGGCUAGCCGAGCUGACUUUGAGACAUUGUUUGUUUCGGAUGAGCACGGCCGGCUCCCACUUUUUGCCUGUUCUACACCAAAGAUAAAUGUGUGAUUAACUAGGAAGCCGCUCUCAGGAGUCUGUCACCACUUAGAGCAGUUCCUGAAGUAGGAGCAGGCAGUGGAGUGAAGCCUGGUAUCUGCUUGAGGGGGAGAGGGCGGGGAUGAAAGGUCACAAAUCUUUGGGGCCACAGGGUGGGGUGGAUAGAAGAAAGUACUGACAAUAGAGGCCUCCUAGAUGGCCUGUGUGAGCAGAAGAGAGUGGCAUGCCAAGUCAGCGGGGUGGCCACUGGCUGUACGAAGGCGAUGUGUGAGAACAGGGCAGCCCUAGCUGGGGCACAGAGUGCCAUCUGGAAAAGAUCUCAUUACAGUAGCUUUUAAUGUAUAUGCUUAUAUCUGAGUACAAGGCCAGCCAGAGCUACAUUAGUGAGACCCUGUCUUUUAAAAAGUAAAUUAAAAACAAAAACAAAAAACCAAUCUGUUGUCUGAAGUUUGGACAUUGGACGAAGUUAGGAAUUUGUUAGGAAUUGAUCGGCUUAAACUGAGCAAUUCUAGAACAGGACAUCAAGGGACGUCACGUUAGUGGUACUUCGGAGUCAGCUUUAGUUGCUCUAACAGUAAGAUCAUGUCGUCAUGAAACCUAGUGUUGAGCCUGUCAGAUCAUAGCUGUAACAGCAAGGGCAGCUCUUUCUCCAGACCAUUGUCAGGGGGUCUGUGGUGGCUGCUUUCCUCUGGCAGUGGUCUCCAUUUAUGCACCAAAGGAUUUUCUUGUAAUACACUCAAGCUGAAGGGCUGGAGGAAUGGCCCUUUGAUUCUGUGAAGGGCCAUUUCUAGAUGUAUCCAUUCCGCCCUCUGCAGCAGCCGACGCCCUUGUCUGGCGGACUGAGCUCCAGAUGUUGGCAGGUGAAGAUAAGAGGUGCUUGGCAAAGGACGCAUUAGUCGGUGGUCAGUGAUGUGGGAGGACCUCUGCCUGAAGCCUGCUCCCUCUGAUCAUCUCUAGAUGCAGGGUGGGAGGCACAGCCCAAGGUGUCCACCCAAAAUGCUUCUUCGGCAAAAGGGUGCCUAGGAAUGGCGUAGGGGACCUUUAUGACUAGCUUGUGUAGCAUCUGCCUGUUCGCCCCUCUCUACAGCUUUCUUUGUUUAGCUGAAGCCAUAAGAAUUUGUUUCAACUUCUCAGCUCAUGUCUAUAAAUAAAUACUAAGCUAUCUCAAAUAUAAGGUUAUUGAUAAAUAUUUUACAGAGGUUGAAAAGCUUUUAUGUCUACAGAGACCUGCACGUCUGGUGGCUUUUCUUCCUACUAUGUAUAUAAUAAACUGCCUUGCAAAAAGCAGUACAAGAGUGUCAAGGCAAAUUUUCUUUUUUGUUUUGUUUCUUUUUUCUUUCUUUUUUUGGGGGGGGGGGGAGGGGGAGAUAGGAUCUCGCCAUAGCCCAGGAAGACCUCAAACUCAUGGCAAUUUCCCUGCCUCAGCCUUUAGAAUUCUAGGAUUAUAAGUGCACACAACUAUGCCCAGCUCACCCAGGGCAUUCCAGUUAUCUGUGGCUGAACCGUCUGGUGUGUAACUAGCAGUGUCACAGGGAUGAGGAGCGUGGAUCGGUGCACCUCUGGCGUAGCGUGUGAGGUCUUGGGUUUGAUCCGAAAAAUAAAGAGUAGAAGGCAGUCUCGGAUUUAAUAAAGUCUGUGGCCGAUUAGAACCGUGUACUUUCCCUCUCUCAGUAGUUACCAUAAAGCAUUUGGUGUUCCCUGCAUCCCCCCUGGGCUGGCACUGAGCCCUGUGAAUUACCCGACUCCCUGAGUGUUGGUAGAGCCGCAGUGAGGACUGUGGGGUGAGCCUUUGAUGUACUUGCUUUUCUUUCGUGCCUUAAUUUCUUUGAAUAGCAGAAGCAUCACAUCUUGAGUAUCGGGGAAAGGUUAGAGGGCGGCCCUCCUGGAGAGGACUGCCACCCACCCGGUGUGGUCCUUGGCUCCUUACCACUUUGAUUCACUCUUACAUUCACUCUUACCUGCUUCAGACAUUAAGUUUCCCCUGGAUAGGAGUCUCUGCAUCCUGUAUACCAAAAAUGGUUUCUAGAUGUUUCUUAGGUUUUCCGUUGCACCUUUUGUGCUGUGAUAGGGAGAGAGCGAGUCUUACGUUCUUAAUAGGAAGUUAGCUCCUCCCAUCAAAGCUAUGCAGUAUGAGCAAGAGUUCCUCGUUUGUUCAUCAAACAUGGCGUGCCCCUGAAGCAGUUCAGCAGCAGCAGCAGCAGCAAAGCCAGACAGGAGCCUGGCGUUCCAGGCCUUGUAGGGAGGUGUGGGGUGAGUUUUAUCUGAAAUCUGUUUUUAACCUAGUAGCAUGCUACUCCACCCCCACCCCAGCAUGCUUUUGUUUUUGAGGAGAUUUCUUACAGCCCAAGCUGGCCUUGAACUAGCAAUCCUAAAGUUACAGACACACUCCAUAAUGUCUGGGUAGCGUGCUUUCAUUUUUAAACUUAAGUCAUUUGGUUGCAGUUUAGAAGUGACUAGGAAAAAAUCAAGCCCAUGAUGGAAUUCAACACUGUAAACCUAGAGUUAUACUCUAAAGUGUUUAGUCUUACUUUAGUUUUGUUUUAAACAAUUGGGGGCUGGUGUGGUGGCACGCAGCUUUAAGCUCUAAGUGCAAGGCCAGUUGCACAGAAAGGAACUGUAAAUAAAAAUAAAAAGUUUGAGGAUGUAGGGGAAUAGCACGGUGGUAGGCAGAACGCUUGCCUAGCUGCAGAAAACCCUCAGUCCGGUCCCCAGCACUGGGUAAGCUAGACAGACAGGAUCAGAAGUUCAAGGUCACCCUUAGCUACAUAGUGAGUUUCAGGUCAGCUUGGGUGACAUGAGACCUUGUCUCCAAAAGAGUGUGUGGAGGGCUCCCCGUGUAGCUCGGUGGUAGAACAUCAGCCUGACAUGUAUCAGGCCCUGAGUUUGACCCCCAACACUGCACAGGAAGAAAGAAAAAAACAAAAAAUGUAGUAGAAAUGACUGAGAAGAUGCAGGCGAGUUGAUGUGUACAGCUGUGGACUGGAAAGGGGCAGGCAGGAUAUCCAGGUGGAGGAAGAGGAGGGAGGGCUGUUUCCCUUCAGGACACAGGGCAGCAUGCAGCACUAGGAUACGUGAGCGUGUCCCCUCCAUCCUCCAGGGAGCAGAACUCAGCCGAGGCCUCUGCAGCCUGUGGACAGAAUCCAGAGCAGAAGCGAUAGAUGGAGGUGGGCAGACAGGAUGGCAUUACAGAACGCUGCCAGCUCCACAAGACAUUAUUCAGUACUCCAUUCAAGACAGCAAUGUAUGAGCUUUACAGUUAGGAAAUAUCAGAAAAGUUGAUCAGUAAUUGGACUUGGGGGUCGGGCUUGUGGAGUGGGGGAGGGGCUGCUAAAUUUUAGGACACCAUCUAGAACAAAUUUACCAAGAAAAAAAUGGCUCAACACGGGAGUGUAUCUGCAAAGCUUAAACCCCAAAUCUGGAGAAGGCAUGGAGGAACAUGAGAUCAGAUUGCUUCUUACAGAAUUCUGUCUUGAGUAAGCAACUAAAGGAGGUUUUGAUUGGCUAACUUGGGGAGGGGGGGGGAUUUCCCCUUCUGCCCCUUCAGGUGAUGGGCAGUGAUUGUACUUAGAGUUUAGUUGCCUGAAACCUGCAAACUUGAAUGAGUGUGUCUGUGACCUGCAGAAUAGACCAGUGUUCCUACCGGAGCCAGCCCGGUGUGUGUCCACAGGUUCCUUGAGCAGUCCUUACAACCCGGAAGACGUGGCCUCAUACUCUUCCACCCAAGUACUAAGGCUGGCAUUCUCUCCUGCAUCCCCUGGGCCUCCGUUCAUUCUGUGUUGAGUGAGUCUCCUUACAUGCACCUUCCAUGGGAAACUAGUAGUGCAUUUUUAUCCAAAUCUCUCCACGGCAAGCUGGGCCUGGCGGCUUCAACCCCCAUAAAGGCUUCAACCCCCAGUAAAGGUUCCCUGGCUUUCUAACCACAGCUGGCAGGUUGUAACUAGGACACCCUCCCUCUGUGGCUUCCUGCAGUUGCCUGGGUGUCAUGAGAUAUUCUGGCUUUUCUUUAAGCUUUGAUACUACUGCAUCUUUUGAGAUCUAGUCUGGUUAGCAAAAAUCUGCUUGCCAGAGGCCCACCCAGCCAUGCCCAGAUGCUUGGAGAGUCGGGGAAACAGAACUGAGAGCCUCGCUCAGGAAUCCCGACGUCAGUUGCUGCUUGUACUGGUUAGGACUCUCUGCAGCUGAACGCACUAGAUGCCUUUGAGUUCGAUUUUGUUUUGUUUUGUUUUUUGUCAUACUUUGAAAUGUAAGUCAGCCCUGAAUAAUCCAAACACUUUAUUUUAUUUUUCUUCUUUAAUAGGAACUUUCUGAAGAAACCGUGAUGUGUAAAACCUUUGAUAUUUAAGACAAUAAAGUUUUUAUCCUAA